GGACACUUCUUUUACUGAACCAUCUCUCCUCCUCUACCAAAAAGUUAUUUCACACCCACCUCAAUCAACCAUCAUGUCGACUCUUCUUGUCAACAAGCCACUCCUUGGCCCCCUCGUCGGCCUCAAUGUUUGGACUUUUGCUAUGGAAGCUCUGCUAUACAUACGCAGAACUCCAGCGCUGUCCAAGUACGGCGUCACGUUCGACCCAAAUACUGUCAAAAAGCAAAAAGCAGAGAAACUGCCUCCUUUCGUACAAUGGCCGGCGGAUAACUUCAACAAUCUGCUGGAACAACCUACCCAAUUCUACGCAGUGUUGCUUGCGUUAAGCUUGAUGGAUGUCAAGGACAAGACUACCGUACGCUUGGCGUGGGGUUACGUGGGUCUGAGAGUCCUUCACAGCCUGAUACAUGUCACGACCAACAAUGUUCUUUUGCGCUUUCCGGUUUUUGCCACGAGUUCGGUUGUGCUUUUGGGGAUGACAGCCAAGGCGGCUUGGGAGCUUUUCUUUUAAAAAGCGUGUUGUCUAGCGGGGGCGGGCGGUUGUUGUCACGGGCAUCAGCCGUGAUUACUUACCUCUAGUUACCUAUGUAUGUAGAGUUAAAGUUACGUCCCGCUGCAAAAGCAUAUCCUUUACAGCUAUAGGCUUCUCUGUUGCACGACCUCGCGCAAUAACAAACAUUAUACACCUGUC
Neurospora crassa OR74A is the source of this 691-nucleotide messenger RNA. RefSeq lists its product as hypothetical. NCBI's taxonomy places the organism in Eukaryota, Fungi, Ascomycota, Sordariomycetes, Sordariales, Sordariaceae. The transcript has 2 exons. The record is from RefSeq and is a predicted model, not a curated record. The coding region runs from base 74 to 511 and encodes 145 amino acids. Gene Ontology annotation, cellular component: membrane.